Molecule: messenger RNA, 7514 nt
Organism: Pocillopora meandrina
Lineage: Eukaryota; Metazoa; Cnidaria; Anthozoa; Scleractinia; Pocilloporidae
Source: the annotation of a GenBank genome assembly
CUAGUGACGUCAACUAGAAAGGCGACGAUCACGGGAAGUGGGAAGUUAGUGAGUUUUUCACAGAGAACUUUGUGGAUAGAUGUCUUUAUCUUACCAACGUACUACUUAAAAAACUCUCAGUGACAGUAUGUCUAACGAAGAGAAAGCAAUCGAGCUUAUUACUCAGGCUGAGAAGAAAGUGAAAUCGUCACAGGGUUUUUUGGGUGGAUUAUUUGGGUAAGUUUUAGUGAGUAACUGCCGAAUUCAGUUGCAUCUAGACACAUAAUUUGACGAUCUCAGGUAGAGAUUUGAAGUUACAUGUCAGCUGAACGAACGAGAUUUUUCUCGGUUGCGUUAGGGGUACUUCAAAGCUCGAAGACGCCACGGAGAUGUAUAUUAGCGCUGGCAACAUGUUUAAAAUGGCACAAAAAUGGAGUGGUAUGUAUCUUGCCAGUUAAUCAAAUGAUUGAUACAACUGUUACAGUUAAUGAACGUAGCUGAAUAGAAUUGAUUGUAGAUUUUUUGAAUGUAUACCACGAGUGACAGUAUAUUUAGUCAACCUACACCACCAAGGGUGUGUAGUUAUCCCUCCCCUCCCAUGAUCUGAAUAAUAAGGGGGUGGGAUGAAGGCAUUGCAUGCUCUGUACAAAGCCUCAGUCAACAGUCAAUUGCUCGUGAGAGUGGAUGGAAAGUCCAUUUAUGGGGGCUUUUUUUCAACAGACGCUUGCAUGGUAUGGUAUGGUUUGUGAAUGUUUUGGUGGAGUUGUCAAGUGGCUGAUGGAACAUAAUGACAGUCACUGUCUAACAGUUAGAGUUAGUUGACCAUCAUUUCACUUUCUGUCCUCCAUUGCCAGCCCAUCACCUUAAUAGCUGAAUUACAAAAAUAUGUUAAAAACAGAAAUUAACUAAUAAAGUAGAAGGGAAAGAGACAGUAUUGAAUAACAACAAGGAAAACCAUUACAUUGACCUAAUUUAAAAUAUUAAAGGUACAGUUACUGUUUAUAAAAUAGUCAGGAAAGAUCAGGAGAAGUAUUUUACUUUUUGUAUAAUUUCAGAUGAAUCUAUAUAAGAGUCUUGUGAACCUAAUAUGUUGAAUAAAAUUUGUUUGAGUUUUCUUUUAAAUGCAUUUUUGGAAAGAUUUCUUAAUGCUUGAGGUAUUGCAUUCCACACUUUUACUCCUAUUUGAGAGAAGGAAUUCACUUGAAUAGAUAGCCUAGAAGGUUUGGUAUAGAAGUCAUUAGAGGCAGAAGAACGUGUAUUGUAAGAAUGAACAUUAGAUAUAUCUUGAAAUAGAUCUUGAAUAUUAGAUGGGGCUGUUCUGUUUCAAACGUCAAACAUCAAAUUAGCUAUAGAUUCAUAAUAAACAAAUUUUAGCUGUAAGAUGUGAGUGUCAACAAAUAAAGGAAUUGCAUGCUCAUUAUGAUCAGAAAAGUAGAUAAAGCAAAGAGCUCAUUUCUGUAACUUUAGGAGCUUGUCAAGGUAAGAUUUACAAGCCUGACCCCGUACUGUCAGACUGUAUGUUAAGUAAGGAACUAUAAGAGCUUGGUAUAUAUUUAAGAAGGUAUGUGCUGGCAGGUAGUAUUGUAAUUUUACGAUUAAUCCUACGGUUCUUCUUACUUUAAUGAUUAUAUGGUCAAUAUGGUGUUUCCAAAACAAAUUUUUAUCAAUUAAAAUCCCGAGAUAUUUGUCAUAAUCUUUAUGCUCCAGAGCCACCUUCUUGUUGUGUUUGUUAUCAAAUAUCACGAUUUAAGGUUGAUAAGAAAGUUUCCUUUGGGCAGGGCAAAUUACUUUUUUUAAUAUUCAAGGUCAAUUUGUUUGCAGUUAACCAAUCAUAUACUUUGUUAAGUUCUUGAUUUACAUAGAGUUCCAACGAUUUCAGAUUUUUAUCAGUAAAAAGGAUAUUUAUAUCCUCUAAAAAAAGGUAAAAACUAAGCUUAUCUGAUGAUUCCUGUAUGUCAUUGAUAUAUAACAAAAAAAGCUGUGGGCCUAGAACAGAACCCUGAGGCACUCCUCAGGUAGAAUCUAACCUUUCAGAAAUAUGAGGACGAAUUUGAGUUGUUUGAGUUUUCCCUUGCAAGUAGGAAGAAAACCAGAUAUUUAUAAUGCUGCGAAAACCAUAGGGAUCUAACUUGUGCAAAAGAAUUUUGUGAUCUACAAUAUCAAAAGCCUUUUUCAGAUCAAUGAAAAUCCUGCAUGAGAAUAAACAGUUGUUCAUAUUUGUCUGUAUUGCAUUCACAAAAUCUAGGAUUGCAUGCUGAGUAGAAUGUGCCUUGCAAAAGCCAUAUUGGGAUGGAGUGAGCAGGUUCUUCUGUUCAAUAAAAGACUCCAUUCUUUUAAACACUAUUUUUUCAAAUAUCCUGUUGAAAUUAAAGAAGUAGAACAAUCGGCCUAUAAUUGUUAAUGUCAGUAUUAUCAUCUUGUUUGAAAAUCGGAAUAAUCUUUGCCAUUGCUCAGAGGGAUAAACUCCAGUUGAAAUAGAUGUAUUUAGAAUAUUCACCAGAAUGCCACUUAUAAGAUUUGAAGAGCACUUUAAUAUCUGUGUCGGACACAAGUAUAAGCCAUGAGAUUUAUUAUUUGGUAUGUAAGAAAUUUCUAGUCUAAAUUCCUCUGGAGUAACUAGGUUAACAGCGAACGACGAAUCAGUUGAUUUGGUUCUCUUAAGAAAGAAACAAAUUUUUCAAUCAGCCGUUGACCAUUUUAUUGACCAAUAUACAUGGAACAAGCCUUCUCUUUAACUUAAAGUAUGUUGAUGUAGGGAAGGAUUUGAUGUCCUCUAUAGCUAGUACUUGACAAAGGUGUGCUCUGCUUCUGAAUUACACAACUUUUCAAAACUAUUUAGAAUUAUUGUUUUUGUUUUUGCUUUUUAAACUAAACAGCUGCUGGGAAAGCAUUUAUGGAGGCAGCCAAACUACAAAUCAAUUUACAGUCCAAACAUGAGGCAGGUCAGCGUUAUGUUGAUGCUGGGAACUGUUUUAAGAAAACAGAUGUAGAAGGUAUGAUCUUUGAACUGUUUGAUAAAUUUUGUGGUUAACUUGGAAUAUACACUGGUUUAAAUUACAGGAUGGUCAUUUGGCAUUGUAGAUUAGGCAAUUAUCUGGCCACUAAGAAGAAUUUCUCUAGCUAGAGUUUGAUGACCUGAGCUUCCUUCCACCAUGGAGAACAUAAUUCUUAUACUCUACACUAAUUCCAUGCAAACACGUUUCUAAAUGAAAAUGAUGGACACUGUCAGCAAAAUUAAGAAUAUUCACUAAAAGAAGUCUGUGUUUGGAAUAAUAUAAAAUUUCAUAUUCUGUGUAACAAGAAUUCUAGAAAUUUCCUUAAGUAGCUGAGAGAUGGGCCAAAAAUUGGCUUGCUAAUCACCUGGACUAAAUUAUAUUUAAAGAAAAAAAUAUCCUACUUACAAAAGAAGGCAUAAAAUGUGUAGUAUUGAGUUUUGGGUGCACACACUUGUACAAAGGUUGUAAGAACACUCCUUUAUUGGAGGGAUAUAUGCUGAGUGGAUGGUUCUCAAGGGAGGUUGUCACUGGAUAUCAAGUAGAGUUUGAUCUCUAAUCUGAUUGUUUUACUUACUGUUUUUUUGCAGAGGCUGUGAGAGCUUUUGAAAUGGCCAUCAACAUUUAUACUGACAUGGUAAAAUCUUUUCAUUCAAUUCUUUAUUCUAUUUAAACCUUUGGUUAACUUGUAAAUUGCAGGGAAGGUACAUUCAAAAUGCCUCAAACAUGUUUGCUGCUGUUCAUUACAUCUCAAACCCUUAAGAGACAAGUAUGAUUUAUUCAUUAGGGGACUCAAAGACAUGUUUUCCUUUUAUAUGAAUGACCAACUCUAUCCAUUUUUUCAUUGGUAUGACUGAGGGCAGUGUGAAAGAAAACCCCAAGUUGGAUGUUAAACUUUAGAGUGUAGAUGAUUUUGAGGGGCACUGUUUAAGUAUAUGGUCAACCUUCACUCACAUGUUUCAUUCUUUUAUUACAUUUUGUAUUGUUUUUAUAUGUUUCCUCAAUAAGGGUCGUUUUACAAUGGCUGCAAAACACCACAUAACAGUAGCUGAGAUGUAUGAGAGCAAUGCUGUUGACUUGGAAAAGGUAACAAACAGCAAAAUACUCUUCUUGUAAGUGACAUGCUGUCUGAUAAGCAAGGAUGAAAAACCUCUCGCAUCAAACAUCCAUCAGCCUUCUUUGAUUGGAUUUGUAUAUUUCCAGGAACUAGUGCAUUGGCCACCAUGGAAAUUUGGAACUGAAUAGCACACUGAAAUCAUACAAGGAUUUUAAAAUUAGUUUAUGUCAGUAGAAGUAUCACAAUAGCCUUGUUCUUGAUGGGUCAAAGGCAUGUCACUUUUUAUAUUUUAUUUUUUAGGCUAUAUUCCACUAUGAGCAAGCUGCACAGUAUUACAGAGGUGAAGAAUCAACCAGGUGAAACCACUAUUCCUUCUUUUAAUACUUUGUAAAAGUUAACUUACAUGAGGAAUUCUUAAUUAAAACUAAUUUAUAACAUAAGAAGAACCAAGAGACUUCUUUUUCUUGUGACUCGGAGAAGGAAUAGUGACCAUGUUCAGUGUGCUGUGAGUGAUCCAUCAUAAACUUAGGAACUGGGAAUCAUUUCUUUUAGGUCUUGUGUGGGUUUCUUCCAGAGCACUCUUACCAUAUUUAUUUCAUUAAACCCAGAAGUGUUUAUUAAAUUUUUGGUGGUUCGAAUGUGGCAUUUAUUAUUUAUUUAAAAUCCAAACAAUACUAUGGUAACUGAUCAUUUUAAUUUAAGAAAAUACAAACAUGUUUUAGUGCUUUUCUUAAAAGUCAUUUUUAUAUUGUUUUCAAUUUUACAAUUUGCGUGUAAAUACUACUGCAAUACAUAAAGUGAAUAAAGAUCUUAUGUCAGAUAUCUUUUCUCGACAUCAGAACUGGUACAUUAAAAAGGAUUUGUGUCUGGUUCACUCUAAAUUUCCAACUGUGAUCAAAGCAAUGAUUGCUGUGUGCUUCUUGAGUCUAUUAAUUGAAUAAACACCUCAUGAUGAUGUGCCAUUUAUUCAAGGGCAGUGUUUAUUAAUAUUUCUGCUCUAAAAUGCAGUGUUUAUUCUUGGGUGGUAUUUAAUCAAAUAAAUAUGGUAUUCAGUGCAUGUUUGAGAGUAGCAUUUUACCAAUAAAAACAAACAUUUUCUUGUGGAUAAAGGAGACUAAAGGGGAACUAACCAAGAACCUAAAGUUAAUAAAUGGACUCACAAAAUUACAAUAUCAUUUUACAGUCUUUUCAUUUUUUCUUUUUCUUCUCUUAUCUCAGUUGUUACUUUCUAUCAUCUUCAGCUCAGCAAACAAGUGCUUACUGAAAGUUGCAACAUUUUCAGCCCAGACGGAGGAAUAUGGAAAGGCUAUUGAGAUUUAUGAACAGGUUUGCAUUUUGACAAGUACCUGACUGUAUACCAGCAAUUUGGAAAUUAUGUGCAUCAAAAGUUUUCAUUAGGCCUUAUAAACCAAAUUGUACAAUUUGAAAAUUAAUUUACCAGAUCUAUACUCAAACUCUAAGAUUUCGGUAUAGUUUGUUUAUCUGUUGAGUGUUGAUGGUACAAUUAUAAAUUUGAUAAUCAAUACUUAAUAAUUCAAGAUAGUUUAAAUACUUUAUUAUUCAACGCUUCAUGGAACCUUUUUUGUUUUUUGAGAUUUGACAUUUCAGGAAUCAAUCUCAUCUCCUUUCCUGGCAUUCUCAGAAACUCUAUUUAUAUCCUAGCUAAAUAUACUUUCUAAUAGGAGUAAUUAUUUUCAAUUGAUAAAGGCUUUCAAAGAUAUGUUCAGCAAUGUAUGAAUCUUCGAAAAAAUUGUUGUAAACUUGAUUAGUUUUCAAACAAAAUUUUGAUGGUCUUAUAGACUGAAACUAUUUGACUUGCAAACUAUAUUCUAGAUGAAAAAUACAUGAGAACCUUGUUGUCUGUCUUAAAGGCAAUCUGAUAUGAUCUUUCAGGUUGCCGCUGAUGCCAUUGAAAGUUCACUGCUGAAAUAUAGUGCCAAAGAGUACUUCUUUAAGGCAGCUCUGUGUCAAAUGUGUAUUGAUGUUGUGGAGGCUCAGAGGGCAGUGGGAAAAUACUGCAAUAUGUACCCAGCAUUUGAGGACACAAGAGAAUGUAAACUGUUGAAGGUAAUUAUUUAUCAACUGAUUUUCUGAUACAUCCUGAAUCAUUAAAUCAAGCUAAAUAACAUUCUAUGUAUGUGAAGUUCAUUGGUUUCAUUAUGGUACUUAAAUGUUUUCUUUUAAUGUUCAGAAUCUCCUUGUUGCCCAAGAAGAGCAAAAUGCAGAGUCCUUCACUGAAGCUGUGAGUUGCUCAGUUUAUGUAAAUUAUGUAAACCAAAUACCUGAUACAUAAUCAGAAAUUGAUUCAUUGAGCAGGAGUCUGUAAAGGAAGGGUAUUUUUUGCAUAGCAUGCACUUAGGGUAUUUUUGUGAAAAAUUUGGCUCCCAUCUUGAAUUUUAAAGCAUGGUAAGUUUGGAGAAGGGAGUGUUUGGUAGUCUAGAUAAACUGGAGUGGGGGGGGGGGUGAGAAGGUCCUGUCCCUCCUCUCUGUGUCCUCUCUAACCCUAAAUCAAACAUGGCAAUGCUGAGAAUUAUUACCAGCCAGUAUCCAUCAACUUCCCCAGUUAUACACCUGUACUAAUAUCAUGAUUUUUGUCCCUUCCUCUCUCCUGGACAGGUCAAGGAAUAUGAUAGUAUAUCAAGAAUAGAUCAGUGGCUGACUACAAUGCUUUUACGAAUCAAAAAAGGAAUGAAUGAGGAGCCAGAUCUCACUUAAAGUAGCAUUUCCUUAACUUAUUUAGAUUUCUUACACAAGGAAACUGUAACAAAUAGGGAUACAUAACAUCUGAAAAUCACAUGGAAGGGUACAAUAAUAAUUGUUGCCAUAUGAAAGCAAGAAUAACUUGAAAGAGCUCUAUUUUCUCUAUUCAAACUCUCCUCUCCUACAUCAUGAAUAUUAUUAUAAAAUAACAGCGACACAGUUUGUUGUGCUUCACAUAAAAUUAUUACAAAUACAGCCUGCAUAGUUGAUUUUGUAUACAAACCCAGUUUACCAGACUGUUUAGUAUUAAUGUGCCUUUGUGUGGAAGGUCUUUUUGUUUUGUAGUUGACAUAAAUUGUGUUCAAAAUGUAGUUCUCCCUAAAAUAAUUCUUGGACAUAAAGAUUACUCAUGCUAUCCUUAAAUCUACACUAAUUGCAGCAAUAACCCUACAAGUUGUUGUGAGUAAAUUGCUGGUGGUCUUACUCUCCUUUUAGAAGGGAGGGGAUGGUGGGGCUCAAAGAGUUGCAACCCUGGAGUAAAUUGGUCCUUAAAAUAUUUCUCACCAAUCCAAAAAAUUAUAAGUGUUCUUCCUUUUAAGCUUUGAUGGUGCUAAAUUGAAGUCCAGUAGAAAAAAGGAAACUUCAAUAUUCUCCUUGUCUUCAGCACCCCAACACUGAGGGAAUUUUUUUAUUGUAAUGUAAGUUAACAUUGGAGGUGAAAUGGGGGAUGAAAGAGUUUCUCAAGGCAAAACCUGAAGCAGUAAUAAUAAAAAGAUCGAGCGUUA